AUAAAACAACUCCCUUUUUUUUAAUUAUUUUUUCCUUUUCGUAUAUUUUUGUUUUAAUUAACUAACUCCUCUGUCACAAACAACCAUCAAAUAAUAACGAUACCACACCAUCAUAAACCAUACCCACCACCCCUUUCCCUCAGCCUCUCUUCAAAUUCAAUGAUUCUUGUGUCGUGAAGGGGCGUUGUUGAAUGGUGAAGUAGGACAAAUACAAGACCACACACAGAGAAAGAUAGAGAUAGAGAUAGAGAGAGAGAGAGAGCAGAAAACCAGAAGAGAAAAUGGCAGUGACAAGUCAAUAAGUAGAGAUCAGAAGAAACAAGACACCCUUUUGAGCUUAACUAGCUUUCAUGCAUAAACAAGGACACCUUUUUCUUCCCUUGACACCAUGGCUUACCCACAUUACCGAUCACAGUUCGGAGACACAACGUUCACCAAGGUCUUCGUUGGAGGCCUAGCUUGGGAGACUCCAACCGAAGAAAUGCGCAAAUAUUUUGAGCAGUUUGGUGAGAUUCUUGAAGCUGUCAUUAUCACUGAUAAGAACACAGGAAAAUCUAAAGGCUACGGAUUCGUAACAUUCCGUGAUCCAGAAUCAGCUAGAAGGGCAUGUGCUGAUCCAAACCCAGUGAUAGAUGGAAGAAGAGCAAAUUGUAACAUUGCUUCUCUCGGAAGACCUAGACCAUCACCACCAAGAGGAAGAGGUACAUUCCAAGGAGGAGCACCGGGAACAGCUUCAUACAGUGGUGUGCCGGCGGCAGGAGGACCGGCACUAGCACCGCCGCCGCCGCCACCACCACCACCGCUGGUGUACCCGCCAUAUGGCUACCCUACCUACACCCCUGAUUAUGGGUACCAUCAAGCCACAAUGUAUAACCCACAAAUUCAGCAACCACAAUACUACCAACAACUCUAUGGACCAUCCUCCUCCACCAUGGGUUCCCCAUAUUACUAUGGCUAUUCUGUGCAAGCACCAAGAAGUACCUUUUCCACACCCCAACCACAUCGCAUACCAGCUGGACCCUCUUAUCUAUACUACCCUACACCAAUGGAACCCUCAUUUUCUGCAUAUCGUCCACCACCUCAGUUGCAACAACUUCCAAAAAGGCAACCCCCUCCUUCCCCUACUGACUCACAGACUCAGCAACGUACCACGUCCGAGGCAGCAGGUGGAGUAGUUAUAACUUCAGAAAGUUCAAAUAGCCAAGGGAGGAACUGAUAAAUAUAUAUAGCUGCUAAGUUUCAACUGUAUAAUCUUCAAAUUAAAUUUUAUCACAUUAAUUCUUGAUCUUUUUCCA
Messenger RNA from Vigna umbellata (rice bean), 1295 nucleotides. RefSeq lists its product as uncharacterized. Gene Ontology annotation, molecular function: RNA binding. The record is from RefSeq and is a predicted model, not a curated record. Lineage: Eukaryota; Viridiplantae; Streptophyta; Magnoliopsida; Fabales; Fabaceae.